CUACGGAUGAGCCACUCGGCGAUCGAGCAACUGGCGGCCACAACCACCCCUCGCCGCGCAGAUCCGAAGCGACGAGGAUGUCUUCUCCGCCGACACCAUGAGAUCCGCUACGCCGUCAUCAUCACCGAUCGUGCCCCCAUGACUAACGAGCCUGAAGUCGUUCAUUGCCUCUUCUGCAUGCAUUUUGGGCGCGAGGUGUUGAGUAGCGUCGUGCGCACACGCAAGCCGAUGAAGAAGGUCAAGACGUUCAAGGCACCGUUCCGUGUGGAUCACUUCACGCAGCACCACAAGAUCCAUCACCUCGAGCGAUGGGAGUACUAUUGCAGCGUCACCGACGACGAGAAAAAGGUGUACUUCUCGUCGGAUCCGUUCGCGUCCGACGAGGUCAUGAUCGAUUUGCCACUGGAGCGACUAGAACGUACCCGGGGGCCUUAUAAAGUGGCGCCCAAGUUCAUUUCAUCUAAGGCGGCAUCGGAUCCGGCGAAAGAUGCGCGGAUUACGACACCAGCGUCCGCAAAAUUGGACGAGUCGGCUGUACAAUACCCCCAACAGUCAAUACCAGGUCGGUUUGACAAGGCCGAAGUGGAACAAAUAUUCAUGUACACCCAGCAGCGGCAGCAAGCAGACCUGGAAAUCGCACGGAAGAACCUCGAGCUCAAGCAGAUCGAAGUCAUCAGCUCGUCGAUGAUGGCGCGACAAAAGAUGCUGGAUGCGGGCAUCUCGCAGGAACACGUCGACCGGUUGAUUCCGUUCCCCGACGGCAUGGGAACGCAGUCUGUGUCGUUAUAAGUCGAAAUAAGUUGCCUUGAUUUGCGUCGGUCAGAA
This is a messenger RNA of Aphanomyces astaci, 825 nucleotides long. RefSeq lists its product as hypothetical. The transcript has a single exon. The coding region runs from base 7 to 789 and encodes 260 amino acids. The record is from RefSeq and is a predicted model, not a curated record. Lineage: Eukaryota; Oomycota; Saprolegniomycetes; Saprolegniales; Verrucalvaceae.